Mollisia scopiformis is the source of this 2332-nucleotide messenger RNA. Its product is annotated as glycyl-tRNA synthetase. Gene Ontology annotation, cellular component: cytoplasm; mitochondrion. Bases 210 to 2198 code for a protein of 662 amino acids. The record is from RefSeq and is a predicted model, not a curated record. Lineage: Eukaryota; Fungi; Ascomycota; Leotiomycetes; Helotiales; Mollisiaceae. The transcript is spliced from 3 exons. Gene Ontology annotation, biological process: mitochondrial glycyl-tRNA aminoacylation. Gene Ontology annotation, molecular function: ATP binding; glycine-tRNA ligase activity.
CGUCCGAGUUUCCUCCCAAGUGUCUGCGAUUGAGUGACUCAGACCUCAAUUGGAUGAGUCUUAAGUGAAUGCGAUCCUUCUGCAGCUUCGCACGAACUGCACGCACUCGACAAACGUUCUCGAAAAGAAUUACCGCACGAAGCUUUUCAGCAACCACACAAGUUAACAAAUAUCAACUACCCAAAUUCCAAAACAAGAAGGAGCCCACCAUGUCGACCACCACUUUAAAGGGCCAGCCCCUCGAUCGCCCAGUCAUGGACUCCAUGCUGCGGCGGCGCAUGUUCUACACUCCCUCGUUCGAAAUCUACGGCGGUGUUGCUGGCUUGUAUGAUUACGGCCCUCCUGGUUGUGCUCUGCUGUCCAACAUUAUUGAUACAUGGCGCAAACACUUCGUCUUGGAGGAGGAUAUGUUGGAGGUGGAUUGCCCGGCUCUCACACCUGCUGAAGUCUUGAAGACAAGUGGGCACGUGGACAAGUUUGCGGAUUGGAUGUGCAAAGACCCAAAGAACGGCGAUAUUAUUCGGGCAGAUCACUUCGUUGAGGAGAUCCUCGAGGCACGGCUGAAGGGCGAUAAGGAGGCAAGAGGUGUUAAAGUCGAGGAGAAGGAAGAGGACCCCAAAAAGAAAAAGAAGAAGGUCAAAGGCACUGAGGCUAUCAAGCUUGAUGACGCGGUUGUCAAGGAGUAUGAGGAAAUCUUGGCCAAGAUUGACAACUAUGGUGGUCCCGAGUUGGGUGAGCUGAUCACCAAAUAUGAUCUGAAGAACCCCGCUACUGGUGUCCUCCCUACCCCACCUGUAGCUUUCAACCUCAUGUUCCAGACAGCUAUUGGCCCAAGCAGUAACUUGCCUGGUUACCUCAGACCUGAGACUGCACAAGGCCAAUUCGUCAACUUUGCAAAACUCCUCGACUUCAAUCAACAACAAAUGCCAUUCGCUUCUGCUUCUAUCGGCAAGUCCUAUCGAAAUGAGAUCUCGCCUCGGUCUGGUCUCCUUCGUGUCCGUGAAUUCUUGAUGGCUGAGAUUGAGCAUUAUGUCGAUCCUCAAGGUGGCAAGCAACAUCAUCGAUUUGACGAGGUCAAGGAUGUGGAGCUUGUGCUUUUGAACCGUCACACGCAACUGGCUGGUCAAACACAUGUCCAGAAGGUAGCCAUUGGUAAAGCUGUUGCUGAUGGCACUGUGGACAAUGAGACCCUGGGCUACUUUUUGGCUCGAAUUCAUCUGUUCUUGGAGAAGAUCGGUGUUGACCAAACCAAGAUCCGCUUCAGACAACACAUGGCAAAUGAGAUGGCACAUUACGCAGCCGAUUGUUGGGAUGCUGAGCUUCUGACCAGCUACGGCUGGAUUGAGUGUGUUGGUUGUGCAGACAGAAGCGCAUAUGAUCUUACAGUCCACGCAAAGAAGACUGGUGCCUCAUUAAUGGUUAGAGAGAGACUCGCUCAACCUAUCACCGUCGAGGAAUGGCAAGUGGAACUGGACAAAAAGAAAUUCGGUCCUCAUUUCAAGAAGGAUGGCAAGACAAUCGAGGCUGCUGUUGAGGCGCUGACUCAAGAACAACGAGAAGCCCUAGCUCAAGAUCUGAAGGCCGAUGGUAAAAUCACCGUUGACGUUGAAGGUGUUGGGAAUGGCAAGGUUGAGAUCAGCAAGGAUCUGAUCACUAUUGAACGCCGAACACGAACGGAGAACACACGAGAGUACACGCCUAAUGUCAUCGAGCCAUCGUUCGGUAUUGGGAGAAUCAUCUAUUCGCUAAUUGAGCACAACUAUUGGACUCGUGGCAGCGAUGGUGGCGAUGAGGCACGUUGUGUCCUUUCAUUCCCUCCCACUGUCGCACCCACGAAAGUCCUCCUUGUCCCUCUCUCCGGCCACGAGAGCUUCAAGCCUCUGGUCAAGUACCUGUCACUCAAGCUCCGCAAGCUUGGUGUGUCCAGCCGAGUUGACGACUCUUCAGCCUCAAUUGGCAAGCGAUAUAGCCGAAAUGAUGAAUUGGGUACACCCCUUGGUAUCACAAUCGACUUCCAAAGCGUUCAGGAUAAGACGUACACAUUGCGAGAUCGUGACUCCACGAAGCAAGUUCGGGCCGACGAAGCAACGAUCCUGGCUGCUAUCAAAUCCCUGGUUGAGGGUGAAAAGGUUUGGGCUGAUGUCGAGAAGGAAUUACCCGCGUUCGAAGGUCAAGAAGCAGAAGUCCCUGUCCGCUAGCUACGUUUUCUUCCUUAAAUCUUCAGAAAGGCCGUCAGAUAAGAAAUCUUGAAGGGUUUUGCGAUUGUGUAUUACUCAGAACUUAUUCUGGCAUGUUAUAGAUUAUUGAAGAGUAUCAAAAGCAUAUGUCAAAG